GCAACCUCCGCACCUGCGGAUCCACUUGUGGAGACUACGAAGUACAAGAUCAUGGGUGCACACGACUGUUGCGCACGAUCGCAGCAUGACACCACGAUGAGGCUAGAGGACGAGACUACGCUUGGCAUUACUCCCAGAGAAGAUGCUAUUCGUGCCAAGGUGUCCGACCCAUUUCCCUGGGUCUUCCCGAUCCUGCGUGGACGUGGUCAGUAUGAGUCGCGCAAAACGAUCGAGGAUUAUAAACAGAGUUUGUACUGCGAAGACUACGUGAUCAAGCGCGCUCCCGACCUACAGAACAGUGGUUGCUUCCCAGGCUACACAUGGAUUGCUCUAUGUAAUGUGACGACCAAACAGUUGGGCCUGCCUCUCCUGGCUGGUUCACAGUAUCCUGGACAUACUAUGCGAUCACCGCAGAGGUUCAGUAAUGAGGCUCUACCAACCGCACUCCGACACGACAACAGCGGCCGCAACGGCUUGGAUCAAUUUCUCGACCGUCGCGUCAAUAUCUGGCAGCUCGAACACGUCGACACUUGGGCCGUGGCCAAUCACCACAAGUCCUUCAGUCACAUCGUGUCCGAAGUAUUCACACGAGAUGAUCACGGCCCCGAUCGGAAUGCAGUCCACGCGCAUGUGCAUCAGGCUGACCGCGCUGGCCAGCCAUGGCAAGCACAGGAGUAUUACAUGAUCGCCGUCCUGCGCGCCCUGCAGCUGCGCAUCGACGACGAAGAGGCCCGCUUCCAG
Molecule: messenger RNA, 741 nt
Organism: Prorocentrum cordatum
Lineage: Eukaryota; Dinophyceae; Prorocentrales; Prorocentraceae
Source: the annotation of a GenBank genome assembly